Messenger RNA from Adelges cooleyi (spruce gall adelgid), 1491 nucleotides. Its product is annotated as CYFIP-related Rac1 interactor B. NCBI's taxonomy places the organism in Eukaryota, Metazoa, Arthropoda, Insecta, Hemiptera, Adelgidae. The transcript has 8 exons. Gene Ontology annotation, molecular function: small GTPase binding. Gene Ontology annotation, biological process: regulation of actin filament polymerization. The record is from RefSeq and is a predicted model, not a curated record. The coding region runs from base 352 to 1350 and encodes 332 amino acids.
ACCGACGGAGAGCAGAUGAUCGGUUUGUUGUUGUGUUGUGCGUUGCACCGUGUUCGCAGCGUUGUUACCGUGUUUGUACAGCAGCCGUAGUAGCUCUUUAUCGCGUGUCCUGUGGCUUAAUAAUUAUUACUAUUAUCGUGAGCAAUACCGUGUGUUUUCGAGUGACGAAUUCCGUCAGAAAAAAAACAACAUAAAAAAAAAUCACCGUAUUCGGCGCUUCGAUGAUAGAAGAAACCCCCAAUAAGAUAUUAUCGUUUGGAAUCCGCCGUUGAUGCGUCGUUGCUCCUCGUCGACGGAAUUCAUUAGAGCAUCCGAGUAUUUAGAAUUUGAACUGUGCCUACCAGAUCUGUCAUGGGAAAGUUACUAAGCUUAUUAGCUCGAGACGAGCACAGUUGCUGUUCUGCACAACAAAAAUACGAUAUUUUUUUAGACUUUGAAAAUGCUCAACCCACCGAAAGCGAAUUGCAAUUGUUUGACGAAGUACAAAUCGUGCUUACUGAAGCUUCAGACAUACUGUCUGAGCUGAAACAAUAUUCAGGCGCUGAACAACAAAUCAGAGACGCUAUAAACAAUCCUAGCGCCGAACAGAACGCCGUAACAUGGGAAGCUUUAAUGCCUCGGAUCAGAACUUUGAGGAGGUUUUACUUCUUUUCCCAAAAAAUCGCUUUUGUUGUUCCUCAAAUAUUAACCGAAAUAUGUUCGGAUGACAUAACUCCUACGCUGCAUUUAGAAAACCAACAAGCCCUAGUCAAACAAUUCUCAGAGAUCAUUGAGUUUGUGUUGAAGUUCGACGAAUAUAAGAUGAGAACUCCUUCGAUUCAAAAUGAUUUCAGUUACUACCGACGGGUGUUGAUGCGUGAGGGAGGCGAAGCUCUACAUUCGUUUACCGACCAAGACGAAGACACCAACAGUAAUCUGAACAUAGCCAACAAAGUGUCGUUGUUCUACGCCGAAGCCACACCAAUGCUUAGGACCCUCUCCAAUGUUACUUCACAGUUCUUGAAUAAAGACAAACGGCUGGUGGACUACGCCAUUGACAUGCUGAACACUAUGGUGAAAGUGUGCUUUCGCAUGUUGGAGACACCAACCGUGCAGUUCCGAAAACAGGAGACGCACUUGUUUAUGUUGCGAGUGCUGGUCGGAUUGAUCAUUUUGUACGAUCACGUUCAUCCAAACGGAGCGUUCGUCAAGGCUUCCAACAUCGACGUAAAAGGAUGCGUCCGGCUGUUGAAGGACCAACCGGAAGAGUUCCAAACGGAAAACCUGUUGAACGCUCUACGAUAUACCACUGUCCACUUAAACGACCCGUCUACGUCGAAAACCCUGAAAGCUCUGUUGAUGGAAGCCUGAAACAAUGGACUCUUAAAUUUUCGAGAUCGGAUUGUUUUUGUAUAUUAUAUAUAAUUAUAAUACGUAAAGUUGCAGUGCAUAAGAUUAAGUUAAUUUAUUAAAAUUGUAUAAAUAGCAAUAUUUUUUUUUUUUUUUUAAUUG